AUGGAUUGUACUAAUAUUAUUAUCCCAUUUGAUUUUCCAUUUGCUAUUUUGGAACAUCGUGAUAAUCCUGAUCCGAAUAAUAAAUUAGUUUAUGCUGUUGCUGAUGGUCAAUAUACUUAUGGACCACUUUCAUUGUUUCAAUAUCAUAAUGAUGAAAAAUAUUCUAAAACAAUUCGUAAUGAAGAAUUACCAAUAUCAUUACCAUGCAAAGAAUUUUAUAUAGUUGAAUCUGAUUUUAUAAUUGAUGAUACAAUUGAAAUAAAUGAUAAUAAUCGAGGUCGAAUUUAUGUUAAAGAAAUUAAUACUCAAUCAUCAGAAAUUCAAAUUAAAGAACUUUUACAAGAAAUGAUUGAAUGUAAAAAUGAACUUCGAUCUCUUAAAUCAAUUGUUUUAACAGAAGAACGAAUUACACGACAAUCAUCUUCAAAUAUUCAUAAUUGUUCAUUAAAUACAAGUUAUAAAUCUGCUAAUGGUGAUAUAUUAACACCAUUACGUAAUAAAAAACAAGUUCAAUCAACUAUUAUUCAACGAAAUAUUUCAACAAUUGCUAAGAAAAAUAUUCAUACACCACCAAGAAGUCAAUCUGUAACAACAUCAAGAAUUCUUUUAAAAAAUAUUAAAUCAUCUGGUUAUGGACAAUAUCAAUCACCAUCAACAAAACGAUCAUUAUCUACAUUUGGUACACCAGAACGUUCAUUUUGUAAAUAA
Molecule: messenger RNA, 708 nt
Organism: Rotaria sp. Silwood1
Lineage: Eukaryota; Metazoa; Rotifera; Eurotatoria; Philodinida; Philodinidae
Source: the annotation of a GenBank genome assembly